AUGUCCAUCGCCGCCAAAAUCCUACCUCGAACAACUCCAAAGUUAUUCUCAAUCCCAAAAGCCCACUUCUACAAUACAACUCCGAAAAUGACGCUCAUCCUCGAGUCCAGCAUUGUGGCCGCAAAUGAGGCGUAUGCCGCAAAGUUCACCCCGGAGGACGUGAAUCUCCAGCUUCCGCCGGUGAAAGAGGUUGCCGUUGUAACAUGCAUGGACACCAACAUCAUGCCCGCCUCAGCACUGGGCUUCAAGCUCGGCGACGCCCACCUUAUCCGCAACGGCGGCGGCAGUGCCCGUGAAGCGCUGAGGAGUCUGGUUGUGUCGCAGCAGUUGUUCGGGACGAAGGCGAUUUUGAUCAUUAAGCAUACCGACUGCGCAAUGACCAAAUUCGACAAUCCCACCAUCCAGAGCCUCAUCAAGAAGAACCUGGGCGUCAACGCCGACGAUCAGGAUUUCGGGUCCAUUGAAGACAUAGAACAAGCCGUCAGGGACGAGGUCGAAUUUCUCAAGACACACGAACUAAUCCCAGAGGUGGUCCGUGGAAAUACCACGGGGUGGAUAUAUGAUGCGAUGACGGGCAAGCUUACGAAGGUCGUUUAG
Messenger RNA from Morchella importuna, 597 nucleotides. RefSeq lists its product as uncharacterized. Gene Ontology annotation, molecular function: zinc ion binding; carbonate dehydratase activity. Lineage: Eukaryota; Fungi; Ascomycota; Pezizomycetes; Pezizales; Morchellaceae. The transcript is spliced from 4 exons. Bases 1 to 597 code for a protein of 198 amino acids. The record is from RefSeq and is a predicted model, not a curated record.